This is a messenger RNA of Rotaria sp. Silwood2, 525 nucleotides long. The record is from the annotation of a GenBank genome assembly. Lineage: Eukaryota; Metazoa; Rotifera; Eurotatoria; Philodinida; Philodinidae.
AUGCAUUUAGUCGAUGAAUUAGGUCUCUUUUUUUAUGUACUUGAAGGAAACAAAAAUCAAACUGAUUUAAUUAAACAAAAUCUUUUAUUAAAUAAUUCAACUAAUGAAAUAAAAAUAACAAUCUGUUUAACUGUUCAAAUAACAUUUAUACUUGUUGUCUUGGAUAGUUUUGAAGAUGCUAUUGUUACUCUUCCUACACCUACUCUAUCAAGUUUAUCUGAAUUUGAUAUUGAAUCACCAGCACCUAUUCUUGUUAGUAAAACUAAAAUAGAAAAACCGAUUAUAAAUAAAAAUCUUGAUUUAUCAGAACAAAAACAAUCGAAAUUUGAAGAAAAUAUUCAAAAUGCAUUAGAAACAAUUGCAAGACGUUCACGAGGUUCAUUCAUAUCAUCAUCGAUGAAUAUGAGUAAUAAUAGUAAUGAAACUUCAUCACAACGGGAUCUUAAUGAUGAAUUAGAUACUGAUAUUAAUGCAACUAUAUUUAAUAACGAUUUUUUAAAGAAGAACAACAACAAGAAAAAGUAG